AUGUCGCCAUAUCUAUUUGUGCUUGCCAUGGAAUAUCUCAAUGGAUCACUGAAACAGCUUAGACAUAACCUGGACUUCAAUUAUCAUCCUAAAUGUGAUAGGAUGAAGCUGAGCAGACAAGAUUUGCAUCACUUAAUGCUUCAAGCCUUUCAUCAUUUCUCAAAUGUCCGAGGCCUUAGAGCAAAUAUGAAAAAGAGUUCCUUAUACAUUGCAGGAGUAUCUCAGGGUAUCUCAGAAGAGAUGCAGUUUUCUCAAGGAGAAAUGCCAUUCAAAUAUCUCGGAGUGCCUUUGUCCUCUAAGAAGAUCACUGUUCAACAGUGUCAACCUUUGGUCUUCCUACUGCCCAAGAAGGUUAUCAAACAGGUAACAAGUAUAUGCAGAGCCUUCUUAUGGACUAGGAAACAUGAGCCUACAAAAAGAGCACUCAUUUCGUGGGAAAAAUUACGUAUGCCUCGCUCUGCAGGAGGACUGAAUAUCAUUGAUCUAUAUACUUGGAAUAAAGCUGCGAUCUGCAAAUUACUUUGGGCUAUUGCUGAGAAGAAGGACACCUUGUGGAUCCGAUGGGUACAUAGUUUCUACAUAAAAUGCAAUGCAUUGACCUCAAUAGCUAUCCCUAAACAGGCCAACUGGAUUGUUAGGAAAAUAAUUGAAGCAAGGGAAUGGUUUCCAAAUGUUGAUCCUAGAGCAGAACUAAAACGUUACUGCAUAAAUGGGAACUUCUUGAUAAAGAAAACUUAUUUGGCCCUUCUACCACAAUACCAAAAAGUAUCAUGGAAGAGCUGUAUUCUUGAACCUUCCUUUCUUACCAAGAGUUUAUAUUAUGGAUAA
Messenger RNA from Nicotiana tabacum (common tobacco), 828 nucleotides. RefSeq lists its product as uncharacterized. The record is from RefSeq and is a predicted model, not a curated record. Lineage: Eukaryota; Viridiplantae; Streptophyta; Magnoliopsida; Solanales; Solanaceae.